AUGUCUGAGAAGAAGCCCCGAUGCGCAGACACUCGUCCCAAAUGUGGCAUUCGCAGUUGGAGUGCCGACAGUUAUGUUUGGCGAGGAAAGAAGCGCUCGAGGAACUCUCGCAAAGGUUCCAGUCCUGGAGGGUUCGAGGCAGAGGGUUCAGAAGAACUCGGGGUACGGUCCACAUCCUGCCCAAGAAGGCGUAGAGAGAGAAAGUGUAGUUGCAGCAGUCUUGGGGAAGACAUUGAUGCUGUUUGCCGAAAGGCCCUUACCAGGCGCUCUCUGCGGCAGAAAUUCCAGGAUGCUGUGGGACAGUGUUUACCCCUGCGUUCACAUAAUCCUCACCAUCAUCAUCAUCACCACCACCACCAUCUACCGGGAUCCUCACGUCCCUUGUCUGUGUUAUUCUGGUCCAAACGCAAGAUUCACGUCUCGGAGCUCAUGCAAGACAAGUGCCCUUUCUCCUCCCAAUCUGAACUGGCCCGCAGUUGGCACCUUUUAAAAAAUCAUGCCACUCAGCCGAGUGCCCUCAUGGAACUGGAGGCAAAUUUCAAACCCAAUAGUCCAUCGUCAUGCAACUCCCCACCACACACACCCCUCUCCUGGGAGGACAUUUGCUGUUCCCCGGGGCCUGGAAGCGUCACUAAAGAGGACUGGGACACUAUUUGUCCACAUGAACAAACAGAGGACAGCAUUAGCCACAUAUUGGUUCCUGAUCUCCUGCAGAUCAACAAUAGCCCAUGCUACUGGGGGGUCCUAAACCGGUUUGAGGCAGAGGAACUUCUGGAAGGGCAGCCAGAAGGAACCUUCCUUCUGAGAGACUCUGCUCAGGAUGAGUUCCUUUUCUCUGUCAGUUUUCGACGUUACAGCCGCUCCUUGCACGCGCGCAUCGAGCAGAAUGGCAAGCGUUUUAGCUUUGAUGUGCGUGACCCGUGCAUGUACCGGGAUGCUAGUGUGACAGGGCUGCUAAGACACUACAGUGACCCAGCCACUUGUCUCUUCUUUGAACCCCUCCUUUCUCAGCCGCUACCCAGAACAUUUCCUUUCUCACUGCAGCACUUGUGCAGAGCUGUAAUCUGCAGUUGUACCACCUACCAGGGUAUAGAGAAUCUUCCACUGCCACCUCAGCUCAGGAACUACCUCUGCCAGUAUCACAUCAAGUGUCAAGGGGCCUGUUCUGUGUCAUUGCCCACGUCCGCCACCAGAACGGGGGAAUCCCCAGAGGUCAAGAGAAAAGAAGAUGAGCUGCAGAUGCAGAAAAGAUCGAUCAUGUCACUGACUGGCAACUCUAAAAGUGCACUGAAAGCUAGCUACCUCGUAGCCAGACGUGUGGCACAAAGUAAGAAACCAUUCACCAUAGCGGAGGAUUUGGUUCUGCCUGCUGCUGUUGAUAUGUGCCGUGAGAUGAUCGGAGAGGCCGCUGCAAAGAAGCUGCUGACCAUCCCACUCUCAAACGACACUGUGAGUCACCGUUAA
Messenger RNA from Nerophis lumbriciformis (worm pipefish), 1464 nucleotides. The record is from RefSeq and is a predicted model, not a curated record. NCBI's taxonomy places the organism in Eukaryota, Metazoa, Chordata, Actinopteri, Syngnathiformes, Syngnathidae.